AUGGCAGCGACGCGUGCGUGCUUGGUCGCCCUCGUCGUGGCUCUCGCGUUUGUCUUCUUGGAGGGACUGGCAGCAGCAGCGCCGGCGACUCCGGAGAGUAGAGCGCAGCGGCGGCGGGAGGUGCGAAGCCUCCUCAGGCGGCUCAAUAAGCCUCCUGUCGCAAGCAUUCAGAGCCUAGAUGGAGAUAUCAUAGACUGUGUGCACAUCUCCAAACAACCUGCAUUCGACCAUCCUCUCCUCAAGAACCAUACUAUACAGAUGCAGCCUUCUUACCAUCCAGGAGGCAUGUAUCAUGAAUCUAACAUCGCACCUCAUCACAUCACCCAAACAUGGCAUCAAAAUGGCAAGUGCCCUGAGAACACAAUACCAAUCCGACGGACCAAGGAGGAGGAUGUCUUGAGGGCCAAUUCCAUCAAGAGGUAUGGCAAAAAGAGGCCCCAGAGCAUCGCAAACCUCGAUUCAAUCAAUAAACCAGUAAUAUCCAAUAUAUCGACGGGGCACCAGCAUGCCAUUGCAUCUACACAGGUUGAUAACUGCCAUGGGACCAAAGCCAGCUUCAAUUUGUGGAAACCAACAAUUGCAAGGGCCGAUGACUUUAGCUUGACACAACUCUGGAUCAUUGGGGGUUCCUAUAGUGGCAACGACCUCAAUACCAUUGAAGCUGGAUGGCAGGUAUACCCAGGUCUAUAUAUGGAUAGAAAUACUAGACUCUUCAUCUACUGGACUCGUGAUGCGUAUCAAACAACAGGAUGUUACAACCUACAUUGCUCAGGGUUCAUCCAGACAAACAAUCAGAUCACCCUUGGUGGCAGUAUCUCCCCAACCUCCACCUAUGGAGGCGCACAAUAUGACAUCGACAUUUUAGUUUGGAAGGACAAGGUGGGAGGGAAUUGGUGGCUGCAAGUGGGGGGCUAUUAUGUGGGGUAUUGGCCAUCGUUCAUCUUCACCUACUUGGCAAAUAGUGCCUCCUCUGUCCAGUGGGGUGGUGAGGUAUUUUCACCUGAUGUCGGCCAAACUUCCACACAUAUGGGUAGUGGACACUUCCCCAAUGAAGGGUUCCGUCAGGCCAGUUACAUUAGGAACAUCCAAGUGGUAGAUUCCUCCAACUCUCUCAUACCGCCAAGUGAUGUGGGCUUAAUAGCUCAGCAGAACAACAGUUAUGAUGUGCAAGGUGGUGUCUAUGGAAGCGACUGGGGCACUUACAUCUACUAUGGUGGCCCUGGGAACUAA
Messenger RNA from Triticum turgidum subsp. durum (durum wheat), 1230 nucleotides. The record is from the annotation of a GenBank genome assembly. NCBI's taxonomy places the organism in Eukaryota, Viridiplantae, Streptophyta, Magnoliopsida, Poales, Poaceae.